AUGUCUGCCUCGCCUGACUUGCACACCCACGACCUGGUCGACUUGACAUCGCUCUGGGGCUACUGCGACUCGCUCGCACCGCCGCCCGACGCGUCUACUCCCACCACCCGAUCCACAUCGACCGAUGCCCAAUCAAUCGCUACUUCUUCCGCCUCGGGCGCUUCGAUCCGCCCACGCGCCGCCGUCAAAUUGCCUCCUGCUCGACGCUGGAACGCUGCUCGCUCCAAACAGCUGGCUUCCGCAUCCUACACGUCCGCUCCUCAAUACAGCACCCAGCUGCCCAUGGCCGGUCGUCACCGCGUCACUACCACGCUCUGGGAAGAUGAGGGUACUCUAUGCUUUCAAGUAGAUGCACGAGGCGUCUGCGUCGCUCGCAGACACGACAACAACAUGAUCAAUGGCACCAAGCUACUCAACGUCUGCGGCAUGUCUCGUGGCAAGCGCGAUGGUAUCCUCAAGAACGAAAAGGAGCGCGUCGUCGUCAAAGUCGGGGCGAUGCACCUGAAGGGCGUAUGGAUCACCUUUACUCGUGGCAAGCAACUCGCGGAACAGAAUGGAAUUUCGGAAGUGCUGUACCCUCUCUUUGAAACGAACAUCCAAUCAUUCUUGUACCACCCCGACAACUACCCUCGCACGGCUGCGGUCAUGGCAGCGGCUCAAGAGCGACACGCGUCGCGCUCCCGUGUUCCAGGUAGCCCCGGUCACGCAAACGGAGCCGGACCUGGCUCGCAUCGUCCAAGUGGCGGCGCUCGCGAAGAGGAUGGAAGUGCGCCGCUAGGUCUGCCAGGAUCCAACCAGUCGUGGGGUCACCCUCCAGCCUCGACCACUCAGCACCACUCCGGUAGCGCUGGCGGCUACAACUCCAACACCGCUUCCCCUCACCUUUCCUCGAGCCACCAAGCCGGUGCUGUACCCGGUGGCGCUCAGGGAUACGGAGCUCGUCCAGCUUCUGGAGAUCGCCGUCACAGCAACGUAGGCCAGGAUGGUCACGCUGGAGGACAUGCCGGUGUGCCGUACGGCCUUGCUCAACCCUCGCCAAACGCUGUCCCUGGCGGUGCUCGCCGCUCUGCAAGCGGCUUGAAGCGCAGCUACGAUGAACACGGCGACUCGAAUGACAGCAUCGCCCCACCAGCUCCAGCUCCUGGCAUGGCGUACGGAGGAUUGUCUUCGAAUGGAUCGAACGGAAGUCUUGCUGGGAACGGGUACGGUCACGGAGGAGAGAGCCCACGCAUGUACAAGCGUGGCCGAGACAAUACCAAUGGUCACGGCGAUGUCUCUGGUGACUAUUCCGGGGCCGAUGCCGACGUUUCGCGCUCUCGGCCCCAAGUGAAUCCGCUGAACAUCCGAGCGGGGGGUUACUAG
Molecule: messenger RNA, 1362 nt
Organism: Ceraceosorus guamensis
Lineage: Eukaryota; Fungi; Basidiomycota; Exobasidiomycetes; Ceraceosorales; Ceraceosoraceae
Exons: 4
Coding region: 1-1362 (453 amino acids)
Biological process (GO): positive regulation of transcription by RNA polymerase II
Cellular component (GO): nucleus
Molecular function (GO): sequence-specific DNA binding; DNA-binding transcription factor activity
Source: RefSeq, a predicted model, not a curated record